Aspergillus saccharolyticus JOP 1030-1 is the source of this 267-nucleotide messenger RNA. RefSeq lists its product as uncharacterized. The transcript is spliced from 3 exons. The record is from RefSeq and is a predicted model, not a curated record. NCBI's taxonomy places the organism in Eukaryota, Fungi, Ascomycota, Eurotiomycetes, Eurotiales, Aspergillaceae. The coding region runs from base 1 to 267 and encodes 88 amino acids.
AUGGCGACCAUCGCGCAUCCGGGGGGCGCGGGCCUGCCUGAUGACAAUCAAGGGCCGCGUAUUCUGGCGGCCACGAGUACUGUGACGGUUGGGGCGGUCUUCACCGUGCUUGCUCGCAUGUACGUGCGGAUUUUUCUCAUUCGCAAUGUGGGAUUCGAUGACUAUACCAUGCUGUUGACCAUGUUACUGUCCCUGAGUGGAUGGGCAAUCAUCAUCCCAGAAGUCAUCUACGGGGCAGGCCGACAGGGUAAUAUAAUAUCUCACUAA